UUCAACGUAACCUCACUUAAGUUGCUUGAGUUAACACUCAAAAUCAAAUAUAAUUCCAUUUGGAUGUGACUUUUUUGAUGUUAUGAUGUUUAGAAGGCUUUAUUUGACUCAAUUUAUUGCAAAAAGAUUUAUUCAGAGGCGUCCUGAGGUUAUGAAAGAGCGACAAACACCACAAAAUCUCCUUUGGAAAACUAUCGAAAAUACGAAAAUAAGUUUGCCUCAAGACUGGAAAAACGUAAGAAAUGAAAUUCUGAACUCUUUUCGAUCUAUUACUCCAGCAAAUAUUGACGCAAUUACUGUAAAUGUGUGUACAACAAACAAAAAAUAUGAUUUAGCCUUGAGUUACUUGGAGUUUCUUAAAACUGAAAAUAUUCAAUUAAAUUUAGCAACCUUAGGGAAUUAUUUUAAAUUGUUGCAUGCGAAAGGACUCGAGGAACAAUUUUCACCUAAGGAUGAAGAAAAAAUUUUGUUAUUAUAUGAAAAAGUAAGGAAAGAGUAUCCUAUUUUAGACCAAAGUACUUUAAAUAGUAUUAUCCAAGCUUUGUCUUUAACUAGUCAAUGGAAGCAGUGUUUAGGUCUUUUGGAUGAAAUAAAAAUAACUUCAAGUCCUACAGCUUAUUCUUAUUGUGUCAUAAUCGGGGCGGCAUUUUUACAUAAGGAAGACGAUUUGGCUUGGAAAUUACUUAACGAGGUGAUAGACAACGAUAAAACUGUUUAUUCAAUUGUGUAUUCAUCAUACUUUAAAAGAAUCGGAAAAAAAUCAGAUAAGGGUUCGCAAAUCGAAAAAAUGUUCACUUUUAUGCAAGACAAAUGUUUAAAAAUCGAGUCAAACCAAAUUGAGGAAUUUGUUGAGUCCCUAAAGUCUCUCAAGACAAUUGUACGCUCAUCUGUAGUGACUCAAAGAGGUGUGUGUAAAUUUUGUAAUUCGAAACUCUUACAAUUCGACCUAACGCAAUCCGAAUUCGACGAAAUCAAGCAAAAAAUUAUUGAUAACGUAAUCAUCGGUAAAGACGUCUAUGCUCGAACUACUGCUGAAGAAUUAUCAAAAUUCAAAAGCUUUGUUUCAAAUAUGCCGAGCUUUGACGUCGUAAUCGACGGCUUGAACGUGGCAUAUUCUGCAGGGUUGAAACAACCCCCACAAGUCACCUCCGGAUUGGUCCAAUCAGUAGUUGCACAUUUUGUUAGCCAAGGCAAAAAAGUGCUCCUUUUAGGGCGCAACCACAUGAACAAGUGGCCUCGUAACAAUUGGGGUUACAUCAAGGAAAACGCUACGAUUUUUCUGACGGAAGAUCUGUCACAAGACGAUCCGUAUCUGCUCUACUGUGCCCUCAGUUCGGGCAAAGACACGGUAAUAGUGACCAAGGAUUUGAUGAGAGGUCACAAAUUUCUUCUCAAGGACGUCCGCUUGAAAAUUUUGUUCGACCGAUGGCUGAGUCAAAGACAAUACCAACUAGUUUUUGCUAAGGAGGGUGGGAAUUGUAUUUUUAAGAAACCUCCAAAUUACACGCAUUUAGCGCAGAGGAAUGGACAUUUCUGGCACAUUCCCUGCAAAUCUGAGAGUAGGUUUAUCACAAAUAAAACGUAUUGGUUGUGUGUGCAAAAAUAAAUGACCGAUUCCUGUAAAUAAUAAUUUUAUUAAUUAAUAUUAUUAAACUAAGAAUCUUUACACCCAGUGCAAGCUAUAUUUGCAAAAAAUAAAAAAAAUAAAUAGUGAA
Messenger RNA from Tribolium madens (black flour beetle), 1715 nucleotides. It is a transcript of the gene mldr, whose product is annotated as mitochondrial ribonuclease P catalytic subunit. Gene Ontology annotation, cellular component: mitochondrial ribonuclease P complex; mitochondrion. The transcript is spliced from 6 exons. Gene Ontology annotation, biological process: mitochondrial tRNA 5'-end processing; tRNA 5'-leader removal. Gene Ontology annotation, molecular function: protein binding; ribonuclease P activity. NCBI's taxonomy places the organism in Eukaryota, Metazoa, Arthropoda, Insecta, Coleoptera, Tenebrionidae. The coding region runs from base 83 to 1606 and encodes 507 amino acids. The record is from RefSeq and is a predicted model, not a curated record.